AAGCGGUCUCAAAAGACAUGACCGUCUCGUUUGUGCGCACGAGGGGUCUCAAAGCAUUGAUGACAUACAGCGGGAGAGCAGCAUCCGCCGGACAGAGGGGCAAUCAAAUGUAAAACGAACGAUUCCAUCCUGCAGCGUUUCCAUAGCACUAGCCUCCUAUUACAGUCCUUUUGAUGUUUCUAUCACGAAUGAAUCGAUGACGAAGAAGAAUAAGAAGGAAAAGGAAGAUUGGAGGAGAUUCGCUUCUCUCAUAACGGGGUACCGGUGAAAGAGGGGCAGUAACCUACCUAUUAGUCAAAAACGUCAAACGAGAAUAGCCGCACCAUCAUCAGUCGCGUCUGUUUAUCGUGAGAUGACAAAGUGAAGUGGCGGAUCAUGUCUCAGAAGAAGAUAUUUCUGGUCUUUGUGGCAAUCAGUACCGUCAGCCUACUGCUGCACCAUGGUGGCCAUUUCAGCUGGACGAUGGAAGCCUUUCACCUCGGCUGUCCGUCACUACGCACCCAGCUGUCCUCCUCUCUCAAGCCCAAACACACCAACGUGGCCUUCCUCAAGACGCACAAGACGGCCAGCACCACCAUGCAGAAUCUGCUCUUCCGCUUCGCAGAGCGCAACAACCUGACAGUGGCGCUCCCUGUGCAGGCAUGCGGACACCAGUUCUGCUACCCGCGCACCUUCAACGUCCACCUCGUCCACCCGCACACCCUGCCACCCAACGUGGUCACCAGCCACAUGCGCUUCAACCGUGCCGAGAUGCAGCGCCUCAUGCCUAACGAUACCAUCUACGUGACCAUACUUCGAGAACCAGGGUCCAUGUUUGAAUCGUUGUUCAGCUACUAUAACCAGUACUGUCAGAGUUUUAAGAGAGUUCCCAAUGGGUCCCUGGAGGCAUUUCUGGACGAGCCGUGGCGGUACUACCGUCAGGACGAAAAGGACUCCAUGUACGCCCGUAACACGCUGACCUUUGACCUAGGUGGGGAUAAGGACCGUCCGGCGGCAGACGCAACAGCGUACGCCCGGGCCUUUGUUGCCGAGACAGAACGCGUCUUCUCCCUGGUGAUGAUCGCCGAGUACUUUGACGAGUCGCUGGUCCUCCUCCGUCACCUUCUCUCCUGGGAUCUGGAAGACGUGCUCUACGUCAAGCUGAACAUGCGAACGUCCGGCUCCAAGCACAGCCUCUCGCCAGGCCUCCCCUUCAAGAUCCGCGCCUGGAACGCCUUGGAUGCACGCCUCUAUGAUCACUUCAACGCCUCCCUGUGGCGCCAGCUGACUGCCCUGGGCCCGGCGUGCGUGGCCAGGGAGGUGCGGUUGCUCCGCAGGGCCCAGGAGAGGCUGGUGAGGGGCUGCUUUGGAGGACGGCUUCCCCAGCUCCGCUCUGCUGCCCAGAUCAAGAACAAGGAGCUGCGGCCGUGGCAGCCCAGUGCAAAGGUGGACAUCGUGGGCUACGACCUGCCGACCAACACCAACGCCACGUGGCCCGGAAGUCUGGCCCACGAGCUGUGUCUGAAGCUCAUCAUGCCAGAGGUCCAGUACACCAGGGUCCUGCUUCGAUCACAGUCGCUACGCUACAGACGCAGCUACCCGCUCCGCUCCCCUCAGCCCCAGCCGCAGCAGCCCGUACGGUCGGUCCUGCCACGCCACCAACAGGUGGGGAUACAGCAGAUACACCGGGAGGCCCUUCCUCCAGGACUUGGUCCCGCCUCUAGCCCCACAGCCACCUCUCGACCUGCAGGGACCCAGAGCAGGGCCACCAGGGUGGGGCUAAGGCCCUCGGGCCCCCAGAGGCAGACGCCAUAACUUAAGACUGCAGCACCAGCCUUGAAUAUAGAAAGACUGAAUACAGCCGGACUAAAUACAGGCAUGCAGGCAGACAGACAGACUGUCCUCCAGACUUCAGCCAUUUGUCCCCAGGGACUGUAUCAGGGGGUUCUGGAGGAGAUAGGGAGAGGGGGGGACACCCCCAGAUUGGGGCUGGAGAUUGGGGUAGGACCCCACUCUCAUUAAUUACAAACUCUGUAUGGAACAAUAAAGAACUGUUACUGUCGCUUUCAGUCCUGGGCCUCUCACCCAAUGACUUUACCCCCUCCCACUGAGUGUUAGGCCCGAGGACAGGUCAAAUGUCAAAAGUUAGGCCAGCGGUCCUUAGACUGACCCCCCCCCCACACACACACACACUCGCAGCCCUUACACCAACUCUCUCCCUCCUGCCCACCCUGCUUUAGAACAGCUCUCUCUGCUUCUCCGACCCCAGCUCAUCUCUCUCGCCCCUCCACCAGCAACUGAACUAGACCAUGGCGGCGGCUGCUGACAAAUGGGAUGUUUUUAGAUAUGGGAAUUGUGUGUGUGUGUGAAAGCGUUUUUCCUAUGUAUUUUGUUUAUCUGGGGCGUUAUCGCAAUAAAGUUUUAUGUAAAGUCUUAUGUAAAGGUAGGGAUCUUAUAACCACAAGACACACACACACACCGGACUCAACCCGUUGUUGGUUCUGCAAGCCUGCUAAAAGACAUGAUGAGUGAGAGCUACAGUGUUUGAAUAUUUAAUUAUGUAUUCUUAAUGAGGCUCUCUUUGGAGAGACCUUCCACUUGGGUUACACAGUGAAACACACACACACACACACACACACACACACACACACACACACACACACACACACACACACACACACACACACACACACACACACACACACACACACACACACACACACACACACAGCAGUGUGGAACAUGCCAAAGCAGCUUACUUAUCCGAAGCAAAGCAUAGGGAGGAAAUAACUACGAUACUGGGAGAAAGCAGUAGAAGAAGAGAGAGUCUGGGUCCUGUUCAUUUGGACACACUGCGGAAAACAUAUUAAAACAUUUUGCAAUGGGAAUUCGAAACAUAUGUGUUUCUUCUUCGACAACUCCAUAUACUAUUUAUUCCCUUCCUGUUUCAGUCCUUGGUCUCCCAUUUGGUGCCUAAUGAACAUGGCCCUGGUGUGGUGGCUGUCAUGUGGAGGUGUUUUGCCACUCGUUUCAUUAUGUGGUACAUUUUUUAGGCAGUUGGUUGUUCAUGUUUAACCUAAAUGGUAUGCUUCGACCUGGGUGUCCUUGAGGGUGUGUGUGUGUGUGUGUGUGUGUGUGUGUGUGUGUGUGUGUGUGUGUGUGUGUGUGUGUGUGUGUGUGUGUGUGUGUGUGUGUGUGUGUGUGUGUGUGUUUCUGAGUAUAUAUUAUUUAUUUUCUUCAUCACUGGAAAACAACAGUCUGUUUAUGUUUACCUUCAAUGUAUAUUUCCGAUUUUGGAACAGGACAUUGUAUUGUGGACCAAACCACUAAUGGCAAUACACACUUGUGCUGUACAUGGCAUGUUCUGAUGAAUAAAAUGUCAAAUUUCUACAUCGGCCAACCACAAAAGCUACUCAGACAGCACCAAGUGUAAUCACUGAGCAAUGAAUUUUAUUGUGUUUUAAGUGCUUCAUAAUGCUCUAGAGUGCAUCCCAAAUGACAGCCUAUUCCCUACAUAGUGUAUUAUUUGUAGUGCACUAUGUAGGGAAUAGGGUGCCAUUUGGGAGUCAGUUCUAGUCUAGUGGACAGAGGACAGGGUAGAAAGAUAACUUUCCGAAGGGCCCUUGACCCGUGAAAUCCUCCAUGUUUGACUGCUGUUCAUUUUUAAAGUGCUCUUUGAUUGUACUUUAUUUUUCAUCCCAAAUGUCACCCUUUAAAUAGGGAAUAGGUUGCCAUUUGGGACACAAGGUAUCAAAUCUAGGCUGAUUUCUUGGUUUUGAGAGACAUAACUAACACAGAAUGGUGGUUGUGUCACUUACAAGUCAGUGUUAGUCAGCCUUUUUAGGAAUGCUAGAAUUAAGCAAUAAGGCCCGAGGGGGUGUGGUAUAUGGUCAAUAUACCAUGGCUAAGGGCUGAUCUAAAGCAGGAUGCAACGCGGAGUGCCUGGACACAGCCCUUAGCCGUGGUAUAUCGGCCAUAUAUCACAAACCCCCGAGGUGCCUUAUUACUAUUAUAAACUGGUUACCAACAUAAUUAGAGCAGUAAGAAUAAAUGUUUUGUCAUACCUGUGGUAUAUGGUCUGAAAUACCACAGCUAUCAGCCAAUCAGCAUUCAGGGCUCGAACCAACCAGUUUAGAAUAGCUGUUUUACUACUGUACAUCUUGUCACUUUAUUUGUCAAACUCUCUUUUAGAACGACGUGGAACAAAAGUGUUCUUUUAGAAUGAACCGUGUUCUGUUUUUAGAGUGUCUUUCUCAACAAAUUGUGUCUUUGUUAAGAGAAAGUGUCAAUGUGACACAAAAUAAUGCGCUUGAUCUUUUUUCCGUGACUAUAUUUCCAAUGACAUUGUUUCUCUUUCCAUGGCAUUAAUUCAUUCUCGUACGAUAUUUAUUGAUGUAUUUGAACUGAAAGGGGUGUUUCUGUUUUUGACUGGGGGGCUCUGAUCAUACAGAAGUAAGGUAAAGUUUUCCUUAGAAGCGUAUCUGAGGACAGUUUAGCAUUUUCUCUGCUAAUGGUUAAGGAUAGGAUUGGGGAGGGGGAGCUGAUCCUAGAUCUGUACCUAGGGGAAACUUUACCUAGAUCAUACAGCUAGAGACAAUCAGAGCUAGAUGUCCCAAAGCUUUGUACUGAGGGAUGAUGGGGGAAAAGCAAACCCUUAAAAGUUGAAUGAUUCAAAUCAA
Oncorhynchus keta (chum salmon) is the source of this 4658-nucleotide messenger RNA. RefSeq names its product galactose-3-O-sulfotransferase 3-like. Gene Ontology annotation, molecular function: galactosylceramide sulfotransferase activity. The transcript has 3 exons. The coding region runs from base 376 to 1794 and encodes 472 amino acids. Lineage: Eukaryota; Metazoa; Chordata; Actinopteri; Salmoniformes; Salmonidae. Gene Ontology annotation, cellular component: membrane. Gene Ontology annotation, biological process: glycolipid biosynthetic process. The record is from RefSeq and is a predicted model, not a curated record.